AUGUCUUUUGUUUUUUUGUUUUUGUUUCUGUCUCUUUGCUGUAAAACAGCUGCAACAACAUGCGAAGAACAAAGAGAUCAAGCCUCACAAGAAGGGUUGGUUGGAGCGUUUGUCCCAGAAUGCAAUGCGGAUGGUAGUUUCAAGCCUGAACAGUGCUGGGGAUCAACUGGGUAUUGUUGGUGCGUGAACGAACAUGGCGCUGAAGUACCGCGUACUAAAGUACGAGGGAAACCAGACUGCAGUAAGAAAGGUAACUUGAAAUCGAACUGAUUGGAAUCAAACUCACCCCGAAUCUUAUUUUGUUUAUACAAAUCACAUUAGCGUAUCAAAACACUGCCCUUAAGUAAGUACUACAUGAUAAACACCGCCCCCGACUGAGCGUUGAACUGUAAUGCAGAACAUAAAGCUGCGCCUUUUUCCAGAAAAGGGCUGGAGAACGGUGGAAAUUUGAUAGAAUAAUGAAAUGGUAAAUUUCCUUUGCUUGAUAGGUAGUAGUAGAUAGAUAGUAGUGUAGUUACAUCUUUGGAUGUAUCUAGGGAAAGAACCCCUUACCUUUCAUCAUUCACCAUUAGGCCCGUUAACAUUACCGCUUAACUGCUUGGGUUCGGCCUUUUUUUGCUUUUGUGGCGAGAUCGUUUUUCCGCAACGAGAUAUUUAAGAAGAUGGUUGAUGCUCUCUGUCAAGAAGACAUAAUCGAAAGUUUGCUAAUGCUCAAAUCGAGGUCUUUUUUACAAUCGUGUUUGCUUUCCAACCUAAAAUUUACAUCACCCUACCAAGCUAACGUUUAAUACAUUUUACCGUUAGUUUCCGCCUUGCUAACAAUCUGCCAUAUUAUAAUGCGUACACAAGGAUAUUUAAAACAGCUUACAUUGUAUAAAGUCCAUUUUUUUAAACUUCACUGGUGGAAAAUGCACUCUGACCUCUGCUUUAAUCGUCAGCUAAUCGUCGGCUUACUUCAUCUUACAUUAGUGAGAACCCCGGCUUCGAUGUACGCCGCAAGUUAAGCUUGAACCAACCCCUAAGAGAUUGAACUGUCCUUUGAUACAGUAGAAAGCCAUAUUUUCUCUUUAUUUUUGUUACCACAGGUGUCCUUUCUUUUUGCCAAAGCCUUCAAGCAAUCAUCGUCAACGUUCCCGGCUGGUGUGGACCUCCGAGAUGCAAACCGGACGGAAGUUUUGAGGAAGUGCAGUGCUGUGCCAACACUGGGAAGUGUUACUGCGUGGACAAGGAGGGAAAAAAGAUUGAAGGAACGGAAAAAUCUGGACAACCAGAUUGUGAAUGUACGUUUCCAUCAUUUGCUGUUUUUUUAAUUUUACAAUGUGUUAAUUGAUGGGUCUGUGAAUGAAAGGGUUAACGAUUAAGGGAAUUAGUGAAUAGAUUGGUGUAAGCAAGCGUUCAUGCUCGAAUUAUCAAAUAAUUUAAGAGAUAGAUUAAUUUAGAAAUAACUGAGUAACUGUAAAUGAUCAAUCAUUGCUGUGAGUUUCCUGCGAUCAAGUUGACUUCACAUCUAGUCACUUCUUUCUCUGAUGGAAACUGGAAUUAGCAUCGACACCUAAACUUGGAACUAUGCACUGUGUUUCGGCUAGUUUUUUUGUAGUUGCAUUUCCAAUCGAAUCUUUUCUUUUUUAUCGUACUUUCAGCUGUCACAUCGAAGUGUGAAAAGACAAGACUGGAGGCUUUAGCGAAAGGUCCUUUACUAGGACAGUUUAUUCCACACUGCAAGGAAGAUGGCUCAUUUGAGUCAGCGCAAUGUUGGGCCAGCACUGGAUAUUGUUGGUGUGUUGACGAGAAAGGCGAGAAGAGGGACGGUACCACGGUGCGGUUCGAACAACCGAACUGUUGA
This is a messenger RNA of Pocillopora meandrina, 1843 nucleotides long. The record is from the annotation of a GenBank genome assembly. NCBI's taxonomy places the organism in Eukaryota, Metazoa, Cnidaria, Anthozoa, Scleractinia, Pocilloporidae.